Molecule: messenger RNA, 705 nt
Organism: Aspergillus tanneri
Lineage: Eukaryota; Fungi; Ascomycota; Eurotiomycetes; Eurotiales; Aspergillaceae
Exons: 2
Coding region: 1-705 (234 amino acids)
Molecular function (GO): protein dimerization activity
Source: RefSeq, a predicted model, not a curated record
AUGAGGCUUGAGCUAUUAUGUGAAUCACAGACAGCUCUACAAGCUGAAGUGGAUCAACCGGAGGAUGAAAUAACACGGUAUUUGGCAAAAGGGCUCACAAAAGGUAAUCCUCGGGUCUUCUGGAAGGAGCAUGAGCACGAGUAUCCAGUCCUUGCAAAGAUUGCACGAGAUAUCCUCUCAGUUCCUGCAAGUGGCGCUGGUGUUGAGCGGCUUUUUAAUUGUGCUCGUGAUGUCUGUCACUAUCGUCGGGGACAGUUAAAGCCAGGCACAAUUAAAGAUCUAAUGCUCCAUCUCUUCUCAUCUAAGUUUGAUCUUGAACAAAGCGAGCUAGAGAUGAUUAAAGAGUAUCUCUCUGUCGGAGAGGCUGCUAUGCUUGAUCAGACAAGACAGCCUGUUCCAUCGCUUAAUGAACUCGAACCAAUUAGUGAUAAUGAAGAAGAGGGUUGCGAAGCAGAGGAUUUAUCUGAGGAUGAUACAGAUGAAUCUGAUAACGAGGCAGAAGAAGGGUUAUCUACCACGCAGCCUGUAGCUCAAACUAAGCAGGUACAACGGAAGCGGUGCCGAAGUAACACCUCUGAGGCUAUAGAUGAUGCUGAUAAUGGUCUCCCACUUCCCGAUAUGCCAAUUGAGAAGACGCAGGCGCGGUCAGGGAGGGUUCGGAAGAGGCCUAAGCUACCUGAGGGAUUUGAGAUUGAUAAGCUGUAA